UCUCGUUCCAGUUAGAGACUGCAAUGUACUUGUUCACACUAGAGAGGUUGCACUGUACUCUUUCAAGCUGGAGACUGCAAUAUACUUGUUCAUGCUACAGAGACUUCACUGUACUCGUUCAAACUAGAGACUGCAAUACACUUGUUCAUACUAAAGAAGUUACACUGUACUCGUUCAAAGUAAAGACUGCAAAUAUUGACUGCACUGUACUCGUUCACACUACAAAGACUGCAUUGAACUCGUUAACAUUACAGAGACUGCAUUGUACUCGUUCACACUACAGAGACGGCAUUGUACUCGUUCACACUACAGAGACUGCAUUGUAUUCGUUCACACUACACAGACUUCACUAUAUUCAUUCACACUACAGAGACUGCAUUGUACUCGUUCACACUACAGAGAUUACACUUAACUCGUUCACACUACAGAGACUGCAUUGUGCUCGUUGUACUCGUUCGCACUACAGAGACUGCAUUGUACUCGUUCACACUGCAGUGACUGCAUUGUACUCGUUCACACUGUAGUGACUGCAUUUCACUCGUUCACAUUACAAAGACUGCAUUGUACUCGUUUACACUACAGAGACUGCAUUGUACUCGUUCACACUACAGAGACUGCAUUGUACUCGUUCACACUACAGAGACUGCAUUGUACUCGUUCACACUAAAAACACUGCACUUUACUCGUUCACACUACAGAGACUGCAUUGUACUCGUUCACACUACAUACACUGCACUUUACUCGUUCACACUAGAAAGGUUGCACUGUACUCGUUCAAACUAGCACCGCAGAUACAAUUGAAAUCACAGGCUAUAGAUAUAAAAACCACAUGCAUUAUAUAUACAGAUACAAGGACCUCGUAUACAGUUAAAUCCGCAUAAAGUUGAAAGCACAUAAUGUUAAAAACAUAACAUAUACAGUCAAAGGCAGUGCAUAUUAAGUUGAAAGCUCCACAUAAACAGCUGAAAAGACCGCAUAUGAAGUGAAAUAAACUGCACAAUAAAAUAAAAGAAUCGAAAGUACUUCUGGAAGGACCGCACAGAAAUGAUGAAAGAACACCAUAUACAUUGUUGAGCACAUGAUAUCAUCGUAUACAUAUAAACUAUAAACACAUAUAAGUAGUCACAAUCAUAUACUUAGGCUUCCAUGGCAUACCCGCUGACUUCGAAUCACUUUUGAUGUCGGUUCGAACCUCACUCAGGGCGUGUAAUACUUCAUUUGUGGAAGCUAUUCAGCUAGCUUACGGAAGGUCGAUUGUUCUACCCAGUGCCAGCUCGUGAUGAAAUGAUGUUCCGGGAACACCAGAGGUCUUCCGCCAUUAUCAAACUUGAAGCCAAAUGACCUAUAAUUAACUGUGUCGGUGUGACGUUAACCACUUCCCUACCCCUCAAAAUCCACUUCAUACACUCAUACAAGAACAGCAUAACGUACCAGACAGCUAUGGCUUUCCAUAUUGAAAAACGACAAUUGUACGAUAUGGCAAUUAUUAUAACUAAUAAUAUUUCAUGCUGUCACACUUCAAUAUCAUUGCCGCUUUUGCCAUUUUCAUUAUUUUGUUACUGUUUAUGUUGUUGGAGUUGCCAGAUGCCCUUAAAGGAAUAUCAAUAAACUUGAAACUUAGUAUACAGUACACUUAAUGAUACCCCACUUUCCUUUUUUAACAUGAAUGCUGCAUAUAUAUAUACUUUAGCAAAAAUAGCGUUAUUAAAUCAGGCUACGGUGUAAAUUUGUAUUGACCAACAAAACACUUUUAUUUUUAAACUUACACACUUAGAUAAAGAUGGUGAACAUUGUAUUACAUUAUCAGUAACUAGAUACCAGGAUACGAGGAUUUAAUUUUAUGCAUCCGUUUACUUAGUGUACUUUUCUGAAAAUUGAUCGGUUAUAUAUUGCAUUUGUUACGAGGAAGUAAAAUAAACAAGUGGGAAAAAUGGCUACUGGAGGAGAUGGAUCAGAGGAAACAAUCAACUUUAGAUGUUGUAUAUGUGCAAAGAAAAGUAUAACAAGAGAGGCAGAUAUAUACUGUGUGGAGUGUCAGGAUUAUUUCUGUAUACCAUGCGCAGACAUUCACAAGCUGUUUCCAUCUGCAGUUGGGGAACAUCAAUUCCUUGACAAGUCGAAUUUCAGUACAGAUAGUGCACAGACAAUGUUGCCAAGUUGCCCAACAGAAAGAUGUACCGUUCACAACACCAACCUGCUUGACAUGUAUUGUGCAGACCAUGAUGAAAUCGUAUGUGUGACUUGUAUAGCUUUAAAUCACAGAACGUGCAAAACUAUGAACUCUGUUCCUGACGAAAUAGACAGUUUAUAUGAGAAGUCAACUGCUGAUGAAAUAAAGGGACAACUACUCGCAGAGAAGGCUAAUAUGGAAGACAUAAAGAAGGCAAAAGAACAUCUUGUCAUCGAACUUGAUCAAUACAAAGAGAAAGCAGCGAAGUCAAUUAGGAAUUUCCGAAAAGAAAUGGAAGCUGUGCUAGACACACUUGAGACAGAGUCUAUCAGAAACUUGGAAGAAGUAUACAGGAAAAUGAGAGAAAACAUAGAAAACGAGAUCAAAGUUGCACAGGAGACCAUAGAUAAACUAGGACUGUCGGCUGAAAAUGUUAGCAAAUCCUUUGGAAAUAAAGCACAAGAGUUUGUCUCUGUUAAAAUGGCAAACAAACGUAUUUUUGAAACAACAAAAUCAAAAAGAGUUCUUAGAAAAGCUUUGGAUGUUAAAAUCUUAUUUACUGCCUAUUCAAAAAUUGCAGCUUUUCUGAAUGAGGUGAAAUCAUUAGGAAUGGUCUCUGCAGGGUUAAAAACUACAUUGUAUCAAGUGCAAAGCAAGUAUGAAGUAAAUAUCAGAUAUGCAAAUGAUAGGAAUUGUUAUAUCCAAGGCUCAUGUUUCACAGCGGAUAGUUUAUUACUACUAGCUGACUCAAACAACAAAAGCCUGAAACGUUUAGAUCUUUCUUCAAAAUCUGUCAAGGAUCAGCUAGUCCUGGGAGCUUCACCUCAGGCUAUCUGUCAGAGUGGUAAAGAUGAAAUUGCUGUAAACCUUCAAAACAAAUCUAUUCAAUUCGUAUCACUCGGAAACAAGAUGGCAACAACGAAACAACUAAAGCUAGAUCAUAGUUGCUGGGGUCUUGCCUACAAGGAUAGUAAACUGUUUGUCUCUGACGGCAGUACCUCUCUCUAUAUUCAUGACAUGAAUGGCUCUGUGCUACACAAAAUCACAACCGACCGGCAAGGAAAUACCAUUUUUUAUGCAAACCGACAUAUCAGUCUCAGCAGUUAUGGAGAUAGGGUAUAUGUAGCUGAUCGCAACAUAGGUGUGAUAAUCCUUGAUUUGCAGGGGAAUUAUGAAUCAACAUGUAAUGAUCCUGAUUUAGUUCCACUAGAGGGAGUUUGUACCGAUGGUAGAGGAAAUAUAUUCACUUGUGGCUGAAAACAGUCCAAUAUUUUCCAAAUGAAUGAAAAGACAAUGAAGAAGCUGGGGUUGAUUGGGAAAGUUAAAGACAGUCAGACAGUUUCUUUUGAUCCAGAGCAACAACAACUAGUUGUUACAAUGUGUAACAGAGAUACUGUAGACAUAUACGAACUAGAGUAAAUGUUUUUGUUUUUCCAAUCAUUCGACUACGGGAUUAAAGGACUGAAAACAUUACAUUCUUCUUUUCAAAUGUUAUUAAGUAUAUAUUUCUUCACACAAACGACUUGUUAGUAGAAUCAUGUCAAGUGAUAAAUGAUAUAACCAUUUCAUGCGAUCAAUUAUAUAAUAUGCUGAAUGUAUGGUCUGGUCAAUUCAGACUACAAAGUUAAUCCUUUGUUACAUAUGUCGCAUGCGUUAUCUGUUGUUGUUGUUGUUUUGUUUUUUCAUAUAAUGUCACUACGGAAGGAACUGAUACAUUCUAUUUACUUGAUGUAAACUUUGUAAUCGCAUUUCAACAAUGAAAAUAAUCUUUUACAGAAAUGUGUAUGACAUUAUUUUUAAAGCAUUUAAGAAAAUAAUAAGAAAUGUAGAAAUCGUU
This is a messenger RNA of Mercenaria mercenaria, 4007 nucleotides long. RefSeq lists its product as uncharacterized. Lineage: Eukaryota; Metazoa; Mollusca; Bivalvia; Venerida; Veneridae. The coding region runs from base 1931 to 3427 and encodes 498 amino acids. Gene Ontology annotation, molecular function: glutaminyl-peptide cyclotransferase activity; zinc ion binding. The transcript has 2 exons. The record is from RefSeq and is a predicted model, not a curated record.